This is a messenger RNA of Chaetomium fimeti, 1736 nucleotides long. RefSeq names its product TB2/DP1, HVA22 family-domain-containing protein. The transcript has 3 exons. Lineage: Eukaryota; Fungi; Ascomycota; Sordariomycetes; Sordariales; Chaetomiaceae. The record is from RefSeq and is a predicted model, not a curated record. The coding region runs from base 443 to 1543 and encodes 366 amino acids.
GCAACAUCCAAACGACCAAAUGUUUGAUAGGGAACGACAACAGGCGCAAGAUGUGCAAUCCCUAAGCUAGAAGCUGGACUAGACGGAACCGCAAAGAUUUACGCGCAGAGAAUAUUCUUUUUAACCCACGAAAAGGAUCCUGAAUUGUUUACACGCAUUCUCCCCACAUGUCCCCGGGCCUGCUGAGUGGGGCACACCGCAUCCGGCCCCUGUUUGGGCUUCCGUCAGCUGGCUUGCUCCCGUGCCGCGCUUCGCCCUGCCUGCGUUUGUCCGUUGCUCCAUUGCUCGAAUUUCAGGACCAACCUCCCCAGGCGUUCGGCACGCCGCGGCUCUUUGUUGUUCGACUUUACACUCUUCUCUUGCUACUUACGACAAUACUAAGGUAGAUACCUGCUAGCUAAAUUGACAAACCUCAGCGCGCCGACGCGACGGAGCCGACACCAUGUUCGACAUCUUCGCCAAGUUGCUUUCCUCGAUCGCGUCCUUCCUCUUCCCGCUGUUCGCCAGCUACAAGGCCCUUAAAACAUCCGACCCGGCCCAGCUGACACCAUGGCUAAUGUACUGGGUUGUCCUCGCCUGCGGGCUUCUGGUUGAGUCGUGGAUUGACUGGUUCCUGGUCUGGAUCCCCUUCUACGCCUACAUCCGCCUCUUCUUCCUGCUCUACCUCGUCCUCCCCCAAACCCAAGGCGCCCGCCUCAUCUACGAAGAAUACAUCCACCCGCGCCUCGAGGAGAACGAGACCGCCAUCGAAGAGUUCAUCGCCUCGGCCCACGAGCGCCUGCGCAGCACAGGCAUCGCCUACCUCAACCGCGCCAUCGAGCUGCUCAAGACCAACGUCCUGGGCAUGGCGCCCUCCCCACAAGCCGCCGCCUCUGCCGCCGCCACCACCCCGCAACCACAAACCGCGCAAUCCUACACCCAAUCCCUCCUCGCACGCUUCACCACGCCCUCCCCGCGCUGGAACACAACCCCGGCCCCCGCACCCAGCAGCGGCACCGCCGGCGGGCUCACAACCGAUUUCUUCGCCCUCCUCACCUCGGCCGUCGGCGCCGCAACCACCCCCUCCUCCUCCACCACUACCCCUUCCACCAGCACCACCACCGCCGCCCGAGACCUCUCCGGAGCAGGCGGUAGCGGGGGCAGCAUCAUCCCCGACGCGAUCCGCGCGGCGGGCGCCGCAGCGCGCGUGUCCUUCGUGCGGGCGCAGCGCGAGCGCCUGCGCUUCGUGCUGUCGGCGCUGGAUCGCGAGGAGGAGGACGCUGCUGCUGCCGCCGCUUCUUCUGUUUCUGGUGGGGGUAAUGGGGGUAAUGGGGGCAAUGGAGGGUCGUUGAGCGAGCAGAGCGUUGGGAGCGGGCUGAGCGGGCUGAGCAAGAGCCGGUCGGAGGGGGAUUUUGAGAAGCUGGAUGCGCCUAGCGGUGGGGAGGAGGAGGAUGGGGAGGGGGGUGUGAGGAGGAGGGGUGCGGAGGGGAAGAGUGGUGGGUGGAUGCCGUGGGCUUGGGGCGCUGGUGGUGAGGGGGGGAGGAGUUCGGGGAUGGAGAAGUAGUAGGAGUAGUAGACCUUGCUUUUGUUUGGGUUUGCAUGGAUGGUUGGGUUGCAUGCCGCGUGUGGCUGGUAUGGUGAUGGUUUACACUGCACUUUCGGGAGUGUGCAUAUGGGUUAGGACAGGUAUUUGGGAUGGCGUUUUCUUUUGUGGGGGUUUGCGCAUCACAUAUGGUUCGGGAUAAAGGUCGUGGAUA